Molecule: messenger RNA, 184 nt
Organism: Dovyalis caffra
Lineage: Eukaryota; Viridiplantae; Streptophyta; Magnoliopsida; Malpighiales; Salicaceae
Source: the annotation of a GenBank genome assembly
AUGGAGCCAGCUCCCAUCAAGCAAACAAGGAUUCUUGCUGCAAAAAGAUCAUUUCGUCCUCAAAAGGAAAAUAAGACACAUGGAAUUUUCAUUUGCUCUUUGAGAGAGAACCACGCGAGGAUCUCUUACGAAAGCGAGACAAUUCAAUCUUUAUCCUCACUAUAUAUCGUGGAUAAAUUAUCAG